AUGAAGUCAGCGCCCCAAGAAUUCCAUCUCUUCCUGCACAAAGAUCGGUGUGCUCCUUGCGUGUUUUCAUCGCGGUCGGGGUCUAUCAACGAUCUUUCUCCGUCCGAAUACCUCGCUGUUCCUUCGUUAUCGCUCUCCAAUCUUAUCCGAACCCGGUCCAUCCGACGCCGUUCGGUGUGUUUGAACGUCGAAGAACAGUUCCCCAAGCAAACCCGACGGGGUUCCCUACUCAAAAAGCUGGCGGGGCCACGCGAAAACGCGAAGCGAUUCCUUCGCCUGCGGUCGUCGGGCGUCCACUCGCCCGCGCCCCCACACCAGGCAAACCCGCGCUGUAGCGGCGCUCGCGGCGCUCGCGGCACUCGGCCGUGCCGUGCCCCAACUGAGCACCCCAUUCCCCCAUUGCGCAAUGAGAAGAUCGUUGCGACGGGUAGCGGACUCACGGUUGGUAUUGCCCUGACAGAACCAGUGCUUUACCUUCAAGGUUAUGAUCAACAGGAUCCAAGUUCAAAAAAAUCAGCGAUCUUGAGAGGUCAGAUACAUCUCAAAGUCACCAAGAGUGUCAAGAUUAAGAAGAUCUCCAUCCAAUUCCGCGGACAUGCCCAAACAGAUUGGCCCGAUGGUAUUCCGCCCAAGAAGAUUCAUUUCCACGACAAGAAAGAUCUUUUCACCCACGGCGUCGUUUAUUUUAACCACGGCGAUACCGCUUUGAUGCAGAAUGACUAUGGCGCGCACUUCUACCAACACGCCAAACCCACCUCCCCAGUACCAGGCAAGGAUGGCGUCUCUGCGACAACUCGGGAGCUCUUCUCCAAGAGCGGCUCAGCCACCAACCUUGGCCCGACCAACGUACGAGAUCCCAAGCGUCUCUCCGUACAGACUACCCGCGGCCACUCUCGAAGCUUCAGUCGCAAUGACACGCCCCAGGGUCUCCAGGCUCAGCAACAACGCAACUACCGGAUGUUCCCGGUUGGUGACUAUUUGUAUAGUUUCGAGUUCCCAAUCGAUGGUUCUCUGCCGGAAACGAUCCGAACGGACUUGGGAUUUGUGAAAUACGAUCUGGAGGCUAUUGUCGAACGAUCCGGCGCUUUCCGCCCCAACCUACUCGGCACGAUGGAGAUUCCCGUCAUUCGCACUCCCGCUGAGGGAUCGUUAGAACAGGUCGAGCCGAUUGCGAUUUCUCGAAAUUGGGAAGAUCAGCUUCACUACGACAUUGUGAUUUCCGGAAAAUCCUUCCCCAUGGGCUCUCAGAUUCCUAUCGCAUUCAAGUUGACACCACUUGCCAAGGUCGAAUGUCAUCGAAUCAAGGUCUAUGUGACUGAAAAUAUUCAGCACUGGACCGCCGACAAGAGUGUUCAUCGACUGCAACCCGCCAAAAAGGUCUUGUUGUUCGAAAAGCGAGCCGAAUCCGCCAGCACAAGCACAUAUCCCGGCAGUUCCAUGCGUGUAACUGCAGGUGGAGGUAUCGACUGGGACCAUCGCGCGGCUGCUGCAAGAGGCGAGGAGAUCGUGGAUCGGUCCCGGACCAACUUGUUGGGCAAUCUCUCAACCGAAAAUGGUGUCGGGCCAACCGAAAUGGAAUUUAAUGUACAGCUCCCAAGCUGCCAUGAGAUGAGAGGUCGAGACGAAGCACAGCGCCUUCAUUUUGACACAACCUACGAAAACAUUCAAAUCAAUCAUUGGAUCAAGAUUGUCCUUCGUCUUUCCAAGGUCGAUGAAAGGGAUCCUACCAAACGCAGACAUUUCGAAAUUUCCAUCGAUUCACCCUUCCACAUUCUUUCCUGCAAAGCUACACAAGCAAACAUCUAUCUCCCGGCCUACACGAGACCCUCAGCCGAACCAGAGCCACCAGCCCAGGAGUUCGAAUGUGGCUGCCCCGGUGCACCCAUGACACCGAGAGACAACUCGGCGGCGCAGUCUAGUUCUGACCGUGAAGAGUCCAGCACGAACCUCAGCCUCAACCGUCGCGCCUCCAUCGGCCCAAUAUCUCGAAGCUUCACAAACGGUUCUGGAGGUCUAGCCCGCCCACCUCAAGCACACUUGGCCCACGAGCCUAACAACGAGCGAGAGCACAACCCCACAACGGCACCGGGACCUUCCGAGUAUACGACCAUUGUUGGAAAUGGGGAUCGCGAGGCUAUUUUGGAAGAUUACUUCUCGCGGUUAUCCUUCUACGAAGACCAGGAUGACGACGAUCGGGGGCGGGGACGUGUUGAUGUUCCUCUAACCCCAGGUGGCCGGGUCAACCGCAGUAUGGAUGUUCCAAGGGAGUGGAUUCGAAUCGAAGAUCUCGCCAGGACGUGA
Penicillium cosmopolitanum is the source of this 2301-nucleotide messenger RNA. Its product is annotated as arrestin family protein. The transcript is spliced from 5 exons. The coding region runs from base 1 to 2301 and encodes 766 amino acids. Gene Ontology annotation, cellular component: cytosol; cytoplasm. NCBI's taxonomy places the organism in Eukaryota, Fungi, Ascomycota, Eurotiomycetes, Eurotiales, Aspergillaceae. The record is from RefSeq and is a predicted model, not a curated record. Gene Ontology annotation, molecular function: ubiquitin protein ligase binding; protein-macromolecule adaptor activity. Gene Ontology annotation, biological process: ubiquitin-dependent endocytosis.